AUGACGGUCGACGCGAUGCUUCACUCCCUAGUCCGCCGCCGCGCCCUCCCUCCUUCGACCCAACUCCGUCGCCUCUUCUUCUUCACCACCAGCACAUCCGUCUCCUCCUCAGGCGCCACCGCUUCUCCCAAUCCGCACUUCCUGGUCGAGUACCUCGUGGAUACAUGCGGGUUCUCCGCCGACGAUGCUUCCAAGGUCUCAAAGUCGCUCCUCCGUGUUCAGUCUACCGAGAAGCCCGACGCUGUUCUUGGAUUCUUCAGAUCUCGGGGACUUGAUGGCGCUAAUCUCAGAAAGCUAAUAAUUUGGAAACCAGGAUUGCUCGGUUGGGAUGUGGAGAAGAAACUCGUUCCGAAAUUUAAUUUUUUGCGCGACAUGGGGUUCUCUGAGUCCGAUGCCGUCAAUGUCGUUGUGCUGCACCCCGUCAUUCUCUCCCUCAACCUCCAGAACAAGCUUCUCCCCAGAUUGAAGGUUUGGGAAAGUCUUUUUGGAUCGAGGGAGAUCCUCCUCAAGAAUCUCCUGGUUAGUAGAUGGUUUUUGAGCAACAACAUCGAGAAUGUGGUACGCCCUAACUUGAACUUCUUACGGGAUGAAUGUGGUAUCCCCGAAGGGCGGAUUUCUCUUGUCCUUAAAAGCCACCCGAACUUCAUAGUGCAAAACCCAGAUUCCCUCCGGGCUUUGGUAGAUAGAGCUGAGGGGAUCGGAAUUACCCGGGGAUCUGGGGUGUUCCUCCGUCUCCUUGAUGUGUUGAACGAGGUCAGCGGGGAAAAAUUUGAGGCCCAAUUCAAGCUCAUGAACAGUUUUGGUUGGUCGAACUCGGAUUUCAUUACUGCGAUCAAGAAAUUUCCAUACUUUUUAGGCCUUUCCACAGAGUUAUUGCAGAGAAAGAUGGAAUUUUUGGUCAAUGAUGUUGAAAUUUCACCUUCAAACAUUGCUUACUGCCCAAUGCCUUUAGGAUUAAGUUUGGAAAAGACGUUAAUUCCUCGAUUUCGUGUGAUGGAGAUAUUGAAAUCUGAAGGGUUAUGGACUUCAAAAAUGAAGCUACAAACCUUAUUCUCAUUGUCUGGUCCAAGAUUUUUGCGGAGCUUUGUUCUCCCUUACAAAGAUAAACUCCCCAAACUUCUUGAAGUGUUUGUGAGCUGUAGCUGA
Molecule: messenger RNA, 1146 nt
Organism: Zingiber officinale
Lineage: Eukaryota; Viridiplantae; Streptophyta; Magnoliopsida; Zingiberales; Zingiberaceae
Exons: 1
Coding region: 1-1146 (381 amino acids)
Biological process (GO): chloroplast organization; regulation of DNA-templated transcription
Cellular component (GO): chloroplast
Molecular function (GO): double-stranded DNA binding
Source: RefSeq, a predicted model, not a curated record